Ylistrum balloti is the source of this 1530-nucleotide messenger RNA. RefSeq lists its product as uncharacterized. Lineage: Eukaryota; Metazoa; Mollusca; Bivalvia; Pectinida; Pectinidae. The transcript is spliced from 4 exons. The record is from RefSeq and is a predicted model, not a curated record. The coding region runs from base 1 to 1530 and encodes 509 amino acids.
AUGAAGAUGUCGCUGGUACUGUCAGAAGAACAGAUCAGCAGCUGCCGACGAGGAUCAGAUAUAGAUAUUGAGGCAAUUUUUGGGGGUCACAUUUCCGGAAAGCGAAAUCCAGAUGUGAGAGUCAACCCUAUUUUUAAUGGUAAACAUAACAAAGGUGAUGGAUACCAGUCAAGUGAAGUGGACAGUGAAAAUAAUAUCAUAAAUGGACAAAAGGACCAGUCCAGCACAGAAAUCCUAGUGAAUCAAAACACUGAAGAUCAAUUGACAAUUCAUCAGAGCACUGACAGAAAGAGUAUGGUUACCAAUCAGGAAAGUCAAAUAUCUGUACGAUCAGAACGUGAGAGUUUGAAAGUGACAAAUGGCAAUGUGUUAGUAGGAGAUAUUGUCAUAGAGAAUGGAUACAAAAAUCCAAGUUUUGAGGGAGAUGUGAUAACAGAAUCAGUCAAACAGAGAAUCGCUGAUUGGUCGACAUCAGACAGGAAUGGAGAAUCAAACAAUACCAUGCAAUAUUCUGAUAGUAAAACUACUGACUCGCCUCAUACUAUUUCUCAAAACAAUAACAGCAUAUCAGACUGGCCUGACCUGGAUGAAAUAACCUUCACAGAAACAUCAGAGGUUAAAGACCCAGACAAAAACAUGUGUAACCAUGGAAAAAGUGAUCCAAGUUGCUUAUCCAUGGAAACAGAUUUAUCAAAUGGUUUUGUGAAUCAUAACACUUGUCAGAGCGAUAACGAAGACAUUGUUGUCAAAUCAGAUGAUGGUGUCCAUACAAACUCCACAGAAAAUGGUAUCAUAUCACUUGAGAACGGUCACCAUGACCCAGUCAUGACAGAGAAAGACGACUCUAAAGAGUGGGAACACGUCAAUGGAAGUGAAAUAAAACCUGGAAAGAAAAUAAAAGAAAGGAAAAAUUCUGUGCCAGAUCAUAUUCAGAACUGUGUAGGCUUGGACCGACCAAAAGGAAUCAAACCAAUUCUUGUGUCAGGAAUUUCAGUCGACGAAACUAAUCCUUCAUGCGAACAAUCUGAACACAAGACUGUUAAGUUCUCAGAUGAUACUGUGUUUAAUGAUGGCCGACCAAAUAAAUACCGACGAGACACAAAACUGAUCAACCUUCGGGAAAUCUACAAAGGCAAGGUAAACAGUGAUUAUGCCCUUGCCAAGCCAAACCCUAUCUUUUUGGAUGACAAUGGUCUAGAAAACAGUCUAACUGAUGAUGAGAAGGUAGCCCGAAGUUGGGGUCAGGUUAAAGGCUACAUGGCAUUGCCUACAUUCCUCAGCCACCACAUGAUCACGUCUUCAAAACAGGCUUUUAUCACCGACCAAAGCCCUAAGCCACUCCAGUUGGACGAGACUGGUGACAUUGAAACCAUUGAAACGGAAGGGAAGCCUCGGUACGACAGACUCAUUAAACAGACCAUUGCUAGGCAACGACGCAGCAAACUCAUACGCCUUAUUUUUGCGUUCCUUGCAUUUCUUGUUGUUAUAGCAGCUGUUGUUUUGUUGGUGAUAUAUUUUGGGAAGUCCUGA